This is a messenger RNA of Erpetoichthys calabaricus (reedfish), 3264 nucleotides long. RefSeq names its product potassium voltage-gated channel subfamily S member 2-like. Bases 565 to 1998 code for a protein of 477 amino acids. Gene Ontology annotation, biological process: protein homooligomerization; potassium ion transmembrane transport; regulation of delayed rectifier potassium channel activity. Gene Ontology annotation, molecular function: voltage-gated potassium channel activity; protein binding. The transcript is spliced from 2 exons. The record is from RefSeq and is a predicted model, not a curated record. NCBI's taxonomy places the organism in Eukaryota, Metazoa, Chordata, Cladistia, Polypteriformes, Polypteridae. Gene Ontology annotation, cellular component: membrane; voltage-gated potassium channel complex.
ACGUCUGCAGAGCGGGAGUGACGCGCGCCGCCGUGCCGGAGCUGUUCUUUCAGCACCACAGACUCGCUUCACUGAUUCAAACUCCCCGUACGACUGGCGCUGCUGUGAUGUGGAUCGCAUUGAAAGUGAUAUCUUCGAAUGCGCUUUAUUAAGGCCAAAAAAAAAAUUAGAACAGAAGGAGAAGAGGAGAGAAUGGGUGAGGUAAUGCACGACACUGAGCGAUGUACCGACUGAGAAGGUUCCUGGUUGAUGCAGAGGAGAAAAUAACGGAUCAGAAGAGCGAAUCCUUUCUGAGAGGAGAAGAUGCUCGCCUUGGCGCCUGCCGAAGGGCUGCAGGCUGUGCUAGCCGCAGCUGGUAAUUUCACAGACCUCACCUCCAAAGACAGUAAAACGACACGAUUACACCGGAGCACGGAGCUACAAGUUGGAACCACGGAGAAGUAUUUAGAAAAAAACAGUCACCUCAAACAGUCAAAAUGGAGUUAAAUCGCUCCAUGCCUACGCACAAGGCGCGUUCGCUCUAGCUUGACCGGUUACCUUCGCACCUGAGAUCUUCCGCCCAUUAUGACCGGCCAGAGUCUGGAGGAGCUGACAGAGGCCAGUUUUGAAGACAGUGUCAUCUGUAUAAAUGUGGGAGGAUUUAAGAAAAAGCUGAGGUCCAACACCCUUUCCCGGUUUCCAGAAACGAGACUCGCGAGGCUAUUGAGUUGCCAGUCAAAAGAGUCGAUAUUAGAACUUUGUGACGAUUAUGACGACAAUGAAAAGGAAUUUUAUUUUGACCGAAAUCCCACGCUUUUCCCUUACGUGCUUAAUUUUUACAACACUGGACGACUCCACGUAAUGGCCGAACUCUGCAUUUUUUCCUUUAGCCAAGAGAUCGAAUACUGGGGCAUCAAUGAAUUUUUCAUUGACUCCUGCUGUAGUAACAUUUACCACUGCAGAAAAAUUGAGCCGGAACACGAAGACUGGGAUGACAGAAGUGAAGAAGGCAGCACCACUUCCUCCUUUGAUGAGAUACUUGGGUUUUACAACGAUGCUGCUAAAUUUGAUAUGCAGCCGCUGGGAGCCAUUCGGAGGAGGAUAUGGUUAAUGCUGGACAACCCUGGCUAUUCUAUUCCCAGCAGGAUUUUCAGUGUGCUUUCUAUUCUGGUGGUUCUGGGCUCUAUCGCUACCAUGUGCAUGAACAGUAUGUCUGACUUUUUGAUUUACGAUAGUGAUGGCAAGUCUCACGAGGAUCCCCGAUUUGAAACAGUGGAACACUUUGGUAUUGGAUGGUUCACGCUUGAGUUGAUUGCUAGAUUUGUUGUUGCUCCAGAUCUUAUCAGAUUUUUUGAGCACCCUUUAAAUAUUAUUGACCUGAUGUCAAUACUGCCUUUCUAUCUGACCCUUAUUAUCAACCUGGUGGUUGAGAGCAGCCCAGCACUUGCAAAUCUUGGUCGAGUGGCUCAAGUACUCAGACUGAUGAGGAUUUUCCGCAUCUUGAAACUAGCCAGGCACUCAACGGGUCUCAGAUCUUUAGGAGCAACACUCAAGAACAGCUAUAAAGAAGUGGGGCUUCUGCUGCUUUACUUAUCGGUUGGAGUAUCAUUUUUCUCUGUUGUAGCUUACACCAUAGAAAAAGAAGAAAAUGAUGGCCUGGCCACCAUUCCUGCCUGUUGGUGGUGGGCCACUGUUAGUAUGACCACAGUGGGGUAUGGAGAUGUAGUCCCAGGAUCAAUAGCGGGGAAGCUUACAGCAUCUGCCUGUAUUUUGGCUGGAAUUUUAGUGGUUGUGCUGCCCAUCACGCUCAUCUUUAACAAGUUUUCCCACUUCUACAAACGUCAGAAGAAACUGGAAACCGCCAUGAGGAGCUGUGACUUUGAUGAAGGAAUAAAAGAGGUCCCCUCAAUUAACUUGAGGAACUACUAUGCACAUAAAGUGAAAUCACUGAUGGUCAGCCUUUCAAACAUGAGUCGGAGCUCCCCAAGCGAGCAGAGCCUUGACAGUUCUUUACAAUAACAUGCUAAACAUCUGAGGCCUCGGCAGUGAUUCGCUUGAAGAGGAGCGCUUACAUGUGUAGUUAUAGAAAUUCUGGGCUUAGAAGAACAAUAUUCACGCUGUUUUUCUAUCUUUGAAACUGACUAUAGAUAUUUGAGACAUUCCAUAAAUGACCCAUUUCUAUGCAGUAUUGAAAAACUGCAUGAAAACAACCAUCCAUGUUUCUCAUUAACUGCUGGAUGACAGCAUCUGGAAGCAGUGUAAGUGAGUGACUUGUGUUUGACCGCUUUAUCCACGAUAUGCUCUGUGGGCUGCGCAUGGGCGCACACACACACACACACAUCUAUAUACACAGAGAUGUGCAUCAUCUUCAGAAUGGCUUUGGUAUAUUUGCUAUUGCUAAUGAACUGCUGACACCAAUUUAAAUCACCUUAAACACAUUUGUAAGACUUGGACAGUCAUCAGCACACUAAAAGCAUGGCUACUUGUCAGAAAUGAGUGUUAAUGAAGUGUCUAAAUAUGCAAUGAUUUAUAUGCAGUCCAGUGCAGAAGCAUUCUCAUUUGUAUAUAAUAAUAGCAGAAACAUUGUGAUUCAAUAAUGCUGUUGUUAAUAAAUAGUAAAAUGUAAUGUAUCUGUUAAGAGUUUACCUCACUAAAUUUCUCUUUAUGAUGUAUAAUUGAAGACUCAUUUUGAUUAGCAUGUUCAUUAAUACAAAUUCAGAUGCAUUUGGAAACAUUUUACAUUUUUACAUACCUUGAAUUAAAAGUUUACAGCUCUUUACUGCCUUCACAAUGAGUGACAAUUAACUCCAUAUGACAAGUUCCACGAAAAGUACUAUUAAUUUCUGUCACUUUCAGCUUUUCUUCAAUAUCACCCUUCUCAUUAGAGCUAUGUAAAAUGCAGAAAGGAUUUUUAUGUAAACACAAUUACAUACAGUUGAUCAAAUUCACAGUAAGAAAUUUAAACAAGAUGGAAAAUAUAACCAUAAUAUUAUUUAAAAGAGUCAUCUAAAACUGUUCGAUCCAGGGGGUGGGUGGGGAAAAUAAACAGUUCACCAUGUGGAUUGCUUCUGAUGCAUAUAUGUCAAAUGCCAAUCCUACCAAAAAAUAAAAGACAACACAAAUGUUACAGGCUAUAUGUUGCAUCUUGGUUAUAGAAGUGUGAAAGAGGUCAAUCCAUUUGCUAAUCGUCUAAUGUACACCUCAGUGUAGUCUUUACAAUGAAAAUUUUAGGAACACCAAUUACGACUCCCUGGGGAAAGACAGCUCAUUUAACAAAGCUAAUUU